Chaetomium fimeti is the source of this 1191-nucleotide messenger RNA. RefSeq lists its product as uncharacterized. The transcript is spliced from 2 exons. Lineage: Eukaryota; Fungi; Ascomycota; Sordariomycetes; Sordariales; Chaetomiaceae. The record is from RefSeq and is a predicted model, not a curated record. Bases 121 to 720 code for a protein of 199 amino acids.
CGGAAGUUAAAAAUAUCAUAUUGUUGGGAAACACCGAGGUCAUAUGGCUCACGAUGUUUCGUAUGCAUCGGGCCGCCCUCCCGGUCACGCUACAAAUACCACAGUAAUUAGAACUUGGCAAUGAACCGGGUGAACUCGCGCCCACAAGCUGGCCACUUCAGCCGGGUUGCUCUCACACAACCGCAGACCACAGAGGCAAGAAAACACCAGGACAAUUGCCUGUAUCGAUUCACACGAUGCGUGUUCACCCAGUCAUCGCUCUCGUGCUUUCAAGGUAAACCAUCCCCCCUCCACUUCAAUGAACCUUGUACUUGGUUAUCACUUAACGAAUUCUUGAACCUUAGCGCCGCCGUGUCGGUCUCGGCCACAGAUUGCCACCCCGCCUCCUUCACAACCAUCAUCACCACCGCGUCCCCCACCUCAACCGUCCCGGUUUCCACCACAACUGCAGACACCGUCACCAGCUAUCCCGACUCAUGCACCUACCGCCCAACACAAACCUUUUACUCCUCCAGCGGAUGCUCCCACACUUGCGCAACGGGCUUCUGCAUUAUUGAUGCCCCCGCCACAAUCUCGUGCGGCUGCCCGCGCGUGUUCAUCGAGACGCAAACGGUGACGGUGUGCCCGACACAUACGCCGUGCCAGCAGUGCUACACGGGGUGGGGUACGUUCCUGUAUACCGAGGCCUGUGCCACGGCGACGGCGGUGGUGGGGGGUUGAUCGAUGUUCAGGUGGACUAGGGAGGGUUAUGGUGGUGGAGCUGGGGGCAUGUGGGCUGUCAGAUCUAAGAAGUAAGUAAGGGAUGUUGUUUGCCUUGGUUUUGGAGACUUGGAAAUCUGGAAUAAUGAGAAACUUCAGCGAGACACAAUGUUAGUUAUGGGUGGCGAGUCCACCAACGGCAGCACUGUCACGCAGAUACGUGCAUUGCCCCGCCAAAGUACGUCGAGUUAUUGCCGAGUCGCUCAAAGGCCUUGCAACCGCUGAGAAUACAGGAAUUGAAUAUCAACCUCCCAUUGUUGUACGUUGGUAAGCGGUAUUAACAGUGUUCUGAUCACUGUUAUCUUUGCAGGCGGUCUCUGGUUAUUGCUUGUUCGUGAUAUCGUGCUGGUGUCUGAAACCACCAACGCUUCCCAAUGACUUCACCAGCGCAAUACUUGUUUGAAAGCGACCUGAGAAGAACCUCAAUCAACG